Molecule: messenger RNA, 753 nt
Organism: Yamadazyma jaroonii
Lineage: Eukaryota; Fungi; Ascomycota; Pichiomycetes; Serinales; Debaryomycetaceae
Source: the annotation of a GenBank genome assembly
AUGGCUCAUUUAUACCCUUUACCUACCAAUUAUAAACUAGUGUUCUUCCAUAAUGUAUGUUCCUUCACCGUAUGGUUCUGUUGCUUUGGUCGAUUUUUGGUGUUAUUACCUUUAGUUGGAAGAAAAUUCUUACCUGGGGGCAUUGCUGAUUUCUUUCAUAUAGUGUCAGUAUUACCAUUUAUAGGAUUUUUGUUGGUGAAAUCAUGUAUUGGGGUUGGUUUCAGUAAAUAUGACUUAUGGGCUUUGUUUAAUUCCAUCAAGAUGAUUUGGAUAUGUUAUGGUGUCAUUUUCCCUCAUCCUAAGAUUGCUAAGCAUACAUCUUAUUCAUUCUUGAUUUCUUCAUGGUGUAUAAUGUAUAUGAUUCAUUAUAGUUAUUAUGCUUUCAGGAUUAAGACCAAAAGCUCCCCAAAGUUCUUAUUUUGGUUGAAUUUCCAUCAUCAUUACUUCACUUUUCCAGUGGCUAUAAUAUCAGAAAUGAUCUUGGUAUUCCUUUCACUUGGAUUUGCUGAAGAAAAUCUGUGGGUGGAAAUAGGUUUGAAGUUCACUAUGUUGGCAUAUAUCCCAAUAGGUUAUUUUCAAUGGGAAUAUCUUAAUGGUCAAAGAUUAAUUCGUUAUAAUGAUUUGAAGAAAAAAAUAGAAUCAAGUUCCACUAGAAAUGAUGAUGGAACACCACCAAGAAAUACUUCAUUGAGUCCACUUCAAAAUCAAGAAGAUAUCCAGCUCAGAACCAUACCUAGUAAUUCUAGGUCGUAA